AUGCGUGUCGCCGUGAGAGAAGUUGCUAAAAGGUUCCCAACUGCCAUUAUUAGUGGGAGAAGUCGGCAGAAAGUGUCUAACUUUGUUAAGUUAGAAGAAAUAUACUAUGCGGGGAGUCAUGGCAUGGACAUUAUAGGUCCACCCACCAAAAACAAUACUUAUAGUGGGAAAUAUAGAUCCGAUAGAACUGAUGAAAAGGGAAAUCAGUAUAUCAUUUUCCGACCGGCGGAAGAAUAUCUUCCUUCCAUUAAAGCUAUAAAAGCUCAAAUGGAGGAGGGGAUGAAAGAUAUACCUGGUUCAUUAAUAGAAGACAAUAGAUAUUGUCUCUCUAUCCACUACCGACACGUGAAUGAAAAGGAUCUUAGCACUCUACAGAACAGAGUGCAAUCGAUAUUAAAAAAUUGGCCAAUGUUUCACACAACUGGGGGAAUAAAAGUGACUGAGAUAAGGCCCUCCAUAAAGUGGGAUAAGGGCGAUGCCCUUAAAUACUUGUUGGAGACGUUUAAGGACAUCUCCAACUCCAGCAAAGAUUUAAUCCCUAUAUAUAUUGGAGAUGACCGAACAGAUGAAGAUGCAUUCACG
This is a messenger RNA of Impatiens glandulifera, 582 nucleotides long. RefSeq names its product probable trehalose-phosphate phosphatase 2. Gene Ontology annotation, molecular function: trehalose-phosphatase activity. Lineage: Eukaryota; Viridiplantae; Streptophyta; Magnoliopsida; Ericales; Balsaminaceae. The transcript has 5 exons. The annotation marks the transcript as partial. Gene Ontology annotation, biological process: trehalose biosynthetic process. The record is from RefSeq and is a predicted model, not a curated record.